AUGCGGAAGGUGACUGGAGAGAAGUGGUCAGGCGGCCGGCCUUCUGCGCAGGCGCAGUCAAGCCAAGGCGGCGUCACGGGAAGCACCUGGGAGAAUGAUGGCGAUACCGUGCGGGGGCGCGGCUGGGUCCUCUCGUGGCUGAAGGUCCCCGAGGCCCCCACAGGCCUCCCGUCUGGCCUUGAGGGCUCUGCCUGUCCUCUCACCCGGGAGGGGGGCAAGGCCAUGGGGCUGCCCCUGCUGCUCCUGGCGUCUCUGCAGGCUGGUCACUGGGCACAGACAAAUCCAGAGCCUCUCUUUGAGAUGAAGCAACCAAGAGAACUCUCAGCCCCCGAGGGCGGCUCCAUUCACAUCCCCUUCUCCUUCUUUCACUCCUGGGCAUUAGCCAAGGAUCCCAACGUGAGAAUAUCCUGGAGAUGGAAACACUUCCAUGGGGAGUUCAUCUACAACACAACCCCUCUGUUCAUCCACGAGGAUUUCAAGAACCGGCUCUUCCUGAACUGGACACAGCGUGAGAAGACCGGCUGCCUCCGGAUCUCAAACCUGAGGAGGGAGGACCAGUCUGUGUACUUCUGCCGGGUGGAGCUGGUCACACUGACACACGGCAAGCAGGUGUGGCAGUCCAUCAAGGGGACCAAACUCACCGUCACCUCCGGCAGCAAGACAACCACCCAGAACCCCACCACCAUGGCUGCCACCACUGCUACAGCUGGCCUUAGGAACUCAGAGAGUGGAAAGAGUCCGUGGUCUUGGCUCGAGAGUACUGAAGCUAUAGUCGGGUUGGCACUGGCCAGCGUGGCGCUCGUAACCACAAUUGUGGGGCUGAUUGUGUACUUUAGAUGCAAGAGAAGCAAAAGUGCGCAGACUGAAGCCAGGACCCCAGCCAGGGAGUCCUCCCAAAACGCGGAAGAGAAUUACGAGAACACCGGGAAUAAAGGACAACAUGUAGACCCCAAGCCAGAUGCCAAGGAUGAUGGUGGUGGCAGCGGAGGAGUCCUCUACGCCUCCCUCACCCUCUCUACGUUAAACUCACCAGCAACAGCAGUGCCUCCCUUGCCCCGUCCCCAAGAGGGCCCCCAGGAAGAGACCCUAUACUCUGUCUUAAAGGCCUAA
Messenger RNA from Rangifer tarandus platyrhynchus (Svalbard reindeer), 1110 nucleotides. The record is from the annotation of a GenBank genome assembly. NCBI's taxonomy places the organism in Eukaryota, Metazoa, Chordata, Mammalia, Artiodactyla, Cervidae.